Sabethes cyaneus is the source of this 4352-nucleotide messenger RNA. It is a transcript of the gene exd, whose product is annotated as homeobox protein extradenticle. The transcript is spliced from 7 exons. Gene Ontology annotation, biological process: neuron development; animal organ morphogenesis; embryonic organ development. Gene Ontology annotation, molecular function: DNA-binding transcription factor activity, RNA polymerase II-specific; RNA polymerase II cis-regulatory region sequence-specific DNA binding. Gene Ontology annotation, cellular component: nucleus. The coding region runs from base 532 to 1653 and encodes 373 amino acids. The record is from RefSeq and is a predicted model, not a curated record. Lineage: Eukaryota; Metazoa; Arthropoda; Insecta; Diptera; Culicidae.
UAGCAUAAUAUCGCAGUGAAGAAGAGUGCGGAGUCGAAAAAAAUCUUUUGUGUGUUUCGCGUCGGCCAUUAAAGCACUUCAGCUAGCACUCCUCGGGGGCGAACUGUGCGCUGCAGCCUGAACCAUUUCGGCGAUGAAGAAAGCCAAAUUCAUUCGCUGAAAGUGGCUUUUAUCGCGUUUUAUUGCGGGAAACGUGUAUACGCACAUGCAUACUAUUAGUUUAGUGUACCGAUUAGGUCGACGGUCAACGCUGUAUACGUGAAAUUUUAGGAUUCUUUUUGAGACAGUUCUGGCGGAGCACCUUUUUCCUCUGGAUGUAAGAAAAAUAUUCUGUGAAUCAAAGUGGAAGCAGUAAGAAGAAGUGUUUGUUUCUAUCGCUUGCCAGCGAUUUGUAUGUUGUGUGAAUAAAUGUCAAUAUAUUUUUGGAUCUCUGGUCAUUUUUGAGUGAAGUGUCAAUAGUACUGUGUCUAUGAACUGUUGAAGGUUUUUUUACUGAAGCUGCUGCGUGUGCAUUGAAGAAGAACCCCACAAAUGGAAGACCCUAACCGAAUGAUGGGUCACAGCGGCCUGGUGCCGCCAAACUACGGUAUGCCAACGAACGACGGCCAAUCGGUAGACAACGAUCCCCGCCGGCAGGAUAUCGGCGAGAUCCUACAGCAAAUCAUGAACAUCACGGACCAGUCGCUGGACGAAGCUCAGGCCCGAAAGCACACGCUUAACUGCCACAGGAUGAAGCCCGUCCUGUUUGCGGUGCUGUGUGAGAUCAAAGAGAAAACAGUUCUGUCGCUGAGGAAUACCCAGGAAGAGGAACCACCAGAUCCGCAGCUGAUGCGUCUGGACAACAUGCUGAUCGCUGAAGGAGUUGCUGGUCCGGAGAAAGGCGGUGGUGCAGGUGCGGCGGCCGCAGCUUCGGGUGCGGCCAACGAUUUCCUUUCGCAAUCGGACCUAACCGGGGGUCAGGACAACGCCAUCGAACACUCAGACUACCGAGCCAAGCUGGCCCAAAUCCGUCAGAUCUACCACCAAGAGCUGGAAAAGUACGAACAAGCCUGCAGCGAGUUCACCACACACGUUAUGAAUCUGCUGCGCGAGCAAAGUCGCACCAGACCUAUCACACCGAAGGAGAUUGAACGAAUGGUACAAAUUAUUCACCGGAAAUUCAGCUCCAUUCAGAUGCAGCUCAAGCAGUCCACUUGCGAAGCCGUCAUGAUACUACGAUCCCGCUUCCUGGACGCCCGGCGAAAGAGACGCAAUUUCAGCAAACAGGCUUCUGAAAUUCUAAACGAGUACUUCUACAGCCACCUUAGCAAUCCGUACCCUUCGGAAGAAGCUAAGGAAGAGCUUGCCAGAAAAUGUGGCAUAACUGUUUCCCAAGUAUCGAAUUGGUUCGGCAACAAGCGCAUUCGCUACAAGAAAAACAUCGGCAAAGCCCAGGAAGAAGCGAACCUGUAUGCAGCGAAAAAGGCUGCCGGUGCGUCGCCCUAUUCCAUGGGUGGCCCACCUAGUGGUGCUGCCACCCCGAUGAUGUCCCCUGCCCCCGCCCAGGAUUCGAUGGGAUAUUCCCUCGGUUCCGGCGGAUACGACCAGCAGCAGGCGUACGACGGUAGUAUGGGAUACGAUCCGAUGGGUGGCCAUCAGGAUUUAAGUCCUUGAGAUGCGGAGUACUAAACUCCAGUGGACCCUAGGGAGUGCACGGUCGCUGCGGCACUCGGCAUAACGUAGUAGGCAAGUGUAGGAAAUCUGAAAAACAAAGUUAGAAAUAAUUUUAUAUUCUAAUUUAAUUGAGGAACAGAGACGAAGAAGCGCAUAGGAUCAGGAUAGCACCGAGGAAAAGUAUGUUCCGCUUAAGCACACUUAAUUUCUCGUUCAGUACAUCGUAGAAUGAUUUAGUUUUAAAUCGAAGCAUUAUUUAUAGUACUGCUAAAUAAGUUUUAGUAGAACACAUCAGUUACAAACGAGUGCAAACAUCUCGCAUAGAAAUAGAAUUAGUGUUUACAACUAAAACAAUAAAAAAUGUCACUUGUUUGAUCUUUUACACGACGGUGCAAACAGACUCGGUAAUGCUGUCCCUGGUUUGUCCGUUGAUAUGAACGUACAAUUUUCCUUAUAGCAAGCAAGUGAUCUGCCUUAGUUUAUUCGAUCCUAUACAUUAGUAGAAUUUUACGUAAAUCAUCGCUGCAAUACGUUCUACAUAUUAGUUUUUUACGUUACGAGUGCAUUUUCUUCUUUGCAAACAUCCGCCCAGAUGCCAAGAACAGCGAUUUGUUUAUUCAGUCGAAGUGUAAAAUAAUACUGGAACUAAUUAAUCCCGUCUGCUUUAAAUGAUAUUUGGGUUUUUUCACAGAUUUGUUACCUCAACUGGUUUAUCCCUACGAGAGGGACAAGGCAUUAUACAUUUUUACCAUUUAAAAAACAACCUAUGUGUUAACCAGAUUCUCCUAAUUGACCUACGUAGAUCCACUAACACAGCUAAGAAAGUUAAGAACAAAGCAAAGGAUACUUCAAUUCUACCGAUAGAAAAUAAUUUAAAGAAACAACAACUAUUGUGUAUACCAUUAGGCAUUAGGAAUCAAGCGAUACUAUUACAAUAGGCCAUUAAAUUACACAAUUCAGGUCAGUUUCUGGCUGAUGACUCCAUGUAAACGACAUCCACCACACUCAUGGUUGCCAUGGAGGUGGCAAACCAAGCUCAUUCGCCGUAGGACACAAUGAAUGAGCAAGCCGCACUCAAAUUAUAUACGUAAACUAAAAUAACGCAAGUUAGUGAAAGCAGAAAGUUAUGCGAGAAAUUAUUUCCCCUGUUCUAGCAAUAAUUGGAGGAAAACAAACAACAACGCUAUUUUUAGAGUAGACGCGUUUGGAGCAGUUUAAUUUCUUCCAUAUAUAAAGCAAACAAGUAAAACGCUGUAAGCAAACACACGAACACAUACAUACACAAAAAAACGUACUCUCCAACUCACAUUGAAGCAACACAAACACAAAGUAUACAAUUUUCAAGGUUUUAAAAUUUUGGAAACCAUUCAGAAAAAAAAGUUCGGAACCCAGAUAUACGAUUCGCUAUACCAAAAUUUAGCUAUACCCCCGCCAGAAAGGAUUUGUACUUAAAAUUUAAAGCAGAAUUGACCUAGCAACCUUGUCAUUUAUUAAUGGAAGCAAGAAUAUGGGUGCAUGUGUGCGUUUUAUUAUGCAAAAUAUACCAGAGUAGCAGUGUUUAUCCAACGGAAUACGCUCAUACACACACAAGCAGAGAACAAACAACAACAAAAUGACAAUAUGUGCAAGCAAAGUAUGAAAAAAAAGUAACGAAGCUGAAAAACGAAAACCUGGUAGCAAAGCCACCGACCUGGGCGCUAUGGGAGCUACUCCGGUACACUCGGGUUGAGUCCCAGGUCACCGUGUGACACGUUUUAGAGAAUGCGAGUUGAUGAAACAAAAAAUUAAGCGAACAAAUCAUUUGUAUACGAUAUAAUAAUAAACUAUUAUAAAUAAUGAACAAAAAAGUUUGAAAAUAUACUAUUUAAAAAAAUAUGACUUGUGGACAAACUAAAACUAUUUUCCAAUCAUUUUAAUAGAAAAUUUAUGUUUCGGACUAAAUCAAGAGCAAAAAAUACAAGUAAUAUCUAGUGGCUUUUAUUGUUAAGAAACUAACGCGAAGAGGAUGACGUUCUCCGAUCCGGUUUUCAGUUCCGAUUUGCUCGGAUGGAAUGAAGAAAGCUACAGAAGAACACUCCCUGGAAUGAAGCACUCAGGUAAAAAUCGAAUUUCAGCCGGCAAAUGACACAUACGUACAACAACUACAACAGUUCAUGUUUGUCAUUGGUUUCGUUAUCUAAAGCUUGUCAUUAGCGAUACCCAUUCCCGAUAAAAGCAAUCUUCAUUUGUAACAACUUUAAUUUCUUCGGUUGUUCGGUUAUCAUUUGCAAUGUUCUGUUCCUUUACAGUCCUUCAUAUCAGUAGUCCGUGAGACCCUAGAGCACACCGCACGCGAACUUUUCUCAACUAUCACUGUAUUCUUUAAAUUGAACCCAAAACGCAAUCAGCAUUGUGUAUGCAUUUAAUUGAAUAUAAUUUUGUUUUUUUUUCAACACUGACGUCUAGAUUUAACGAGGAAAUAAACUAUGAGGAAACCGUUCUUGAGAAUAACUAUGAACAUGAAAAAACGAAAGUAUGUAUACGAAAACGAUUUAAAAAUCUAUUAAAUCUAUUACAUUUAAAUUUUAUGUGUACUUAAUUAUAAUAACUGAGAAAAAGAUACAAAAAAUAACAAAUGUGAGUGAAGAGGUCGAAGUGGAAGCAGUAAAUUAACAAUUAAUCUUAGUAAAGAUAUGAAGUAAUAUAAAGAAAAAUAAGAU